Molecule: messenger RNA, 1180 nt
Organism: Trichoplusia ni (cabbage looper)
Lineage: Eukaryota; Metazoa; Arthropoda; Insecta; Lepidoptera; Noctuidae
Product: E3 ubiquitin-protein ligase TM129-like
Exons: 4
Coding region: 148-1074 (308 amino acids)
Biological process (GO): protein ubiquitination
Cellular component (GO): membrane; endoplasmic reticulum
Molecular function (GO): ubiquitin protein ligase activity
Source: RefSeq, a predicted model, not a curated record
CAAUACGAACAAGCGAAACGUCAAACGACAAAAAUAUUAUUUUAUAAUCUGUAUAUUUGACGUCGUCGCAAUUUUGGAUUAUUUGUUUUGAAACCAAAAAUAUAAAAUAAAUUCUUUAUGUAAUGUUUUAAACAUUUUAAAUCCAAGAUGGAUGUGUUAUUAACAUUAUUGUAUCUUUUACUGUCGAUGUGUGUCGUAUAUCCGCCCAAUGAGUUUAUAUCGGCCGGCUUUACAAUAGCUCAGCUGUUCGAGAGUUUCCUCGGCUCUGAAAAUAUGAAUUUUAUUGGAUAUCACAUGAAGAGGACGACUAUUACAGCAUUAAUUCAUUCUGCUUUGCCCUUGGGCUAUAUCGUGUUUAUGUUGUGCGCUGGUGAGCGCAAUGCUUGGCUGCCAGCAGCUGCUGCGGCUACUGCUAUCAUUCCCUUGUUGAUGUGCUACCGGCUGUUAUGCUGGUGGGAAAAUGAUCAAGCUAAGCACCCAGUUGUCAAGUGUCUUUUGCCCUAUGUGACUCCAGGCAUAGACUGGAGAGUAGUCGCUGCAAAUCUCAAUGUGGAAUUCCGAAAUGUGGACAAAGUGACAAUUCAACUAAAUUCAAACAGCAUGUUCAUAGCAACGGAGACAUGGCUCAUCAAGGUGUCUCAAUACUCACUGAAUGUGUUAAAGCAGGCGGACUGCACACUUGUUGCUACUGCUACCGACAGGCCCAACCUAACACCUUCCGGCGAAGAAGAGAUCCAGUACGUGAACAUCGAGGCUAUUCCCACUCGGGAUGAUAUAGAGAGGUUCACUUUUCGCGUCACGACGGCCUCGCUACGGGAGCUGCAGCCGCGGCUUUCGCAGCCCGUGCGAGUCCCGGACCACAUCUCCUUGCUGCCGACCCUUAUCGAGAGAUUUGUUGGAGUGUUCAAGCAUUACGUCGAUCAGAAUCCUGUCUACUAUGUUGACCAGGAAUUGGAACUGUGCAUUGGAUGCAUGCAUUACACUGCUGAUGUCAAGCUGAAUCGACGCUGCCACCCACCUCCCGCGUACCUGGAGGGGGGCCCGCCGCCGUGCCAGCAGUGCAAUUGCCGGUAAGCUAUCUUGUUGUAUCGCACGACGACUUUGUAACUAGCCCAAUCUUCAGCGAUCUCUAGAGUAUCUAUACAUAUAAUAAAAUUGUAGAAAAGUGAAAACUGUACAU